AUGCCGCCAAAGAAGAAAAAGGGGAAGGGGAAGAAAAAGAAGAAGAAGGAUGGUAUGGCUGGGUUGAUCGUUUUCUCGUUAGUUUUUGUCAAGAAUGUUUUUGACGUGCAAGGAAACUUUGAGUUGUUUUGUUUGUUGUUUCUGUGCAGAAAAAACUGAAUUGACGAUCGAAGAUAAGUACAAAAGAACUAUGCAGGAAAUAGAAGUCCUUAAGGACGAGCUGGGUAGGUUUUUUAAAAUUAAGAUCUUCUAAUCAUUCUUGCCUUUCAUUCAUGUAAUUUUAUAACUUAUGAAAAGCUGCAGAUUGAUCGAAGUUUGUUAUGUUACACUUGUAAAACGUCUUGCAGCUGCAAGAACGGAGAUCGCACGAAGGUCUAAAGACACCGCAGAUCGCAUGAAGGAAAGGAUGAGGGAGGCUAAGGACGAAGUAGAGACAGAACAGCAAAACAAGUUGGACAUUUCUUCAGGCAUGUUUGCUAUGUUCCUUCUUUCAUAUGAUAUAUUUUUCUUCAUUAUUAAUAACGUUCAUUUUGUUAUUGUCUUAUCGGCAAGUGCAAUAUUCAUUAAGACUGAUAAUCUGAAAUACCAGCCUUCUCCAUCCUUGAUAGUCUCUCUCUCCCAUGCCCCUCCCCCCUCCUAGGGCUUUGGGGUGGAGAUGGCUAACAUUUCAGACUAAAUGAUGAGGCCUUCUUAAAUAGGUGGGCAGGGAGUGGGGAGCUUCAUAUGUCCCCCGUCUUAAUGUAAAAUAUGGUUGUUUUGUGUUUUUAGGAGCAGGCCAUGCCCCUGUCGGUAUUCAACCCAUUUUUAUGCUUUUUGUCACCAUUUCAUCUAGUCUUAUGACUAUUUCAAGGCCAUGAGGCUUGUCAGAAUUUUACCCUUACAUGUCCUCAGUCAUUGGUUGCUCAUAAUUUCACUGGGGUGGGGCUACAUCCAUCAGUGAGGGGAGCUGUGAAGUAAAGUGAGGUGAAAUGUAUGCUUCUACAGCUUCUCCGCUCAUUUGCGGGCUCACCAGACAAAACUUUCAGCUAAAAUAUGGUGUUCGUUUACUGAUGUACUGAUGUACACUGUAUCUGUAUACAAUACAGAUCUUACUCGUCAAUACAAAACAAUGCAGUCAGAGAUGGCAUUAAGGAUUCACAUGUUGGAACAGACAGUCAAUAAACUCCGAGAGCAACUUGGUAGGUGUUUAUCAAUACUUGGGACUUAAUGACCGGCUUUUACAUUGGAAAAAUUACCUUGUAAUUGAGAUGAAAAUGCAGUUUACCUGUGAUAUUUAUGCACAAACACUCUUGAGUGUAUGGGAGGCGUAUAUUGUAGGAAAAGGGAUAUUAACUAAGGUACAGGAAUGUGGGUUCAAUGAAGUGCAAUCUAUGAAGAUGGUAUGUAUGAGAAUGUCAUUUCAGUAACCAAGAUCUCACUUUUUCUUUCAGUACAGCUCAAAUUGAAGGGGUGUGUUUAGCAGUAGCUUCUAAGUGACUCCUUAUCUUAUAUCAAUUUGUCGGUUUGUUUCAUAGCAAAUAAUACAAGGCCAUGUGGACAAAAUCUAUUAAUUUUCAAUAGCAGAGGACCUUGAGACACUAAGGGCACGCUUUUGUACUGUAAACAAAAGUUUAAAUUAACAACAGGUGUAAUUUUUCAUGUGUACAAAAAUUACAAUAAUUUUUCUUCAUUUUAAAAAUAAAACCCAGCUUCAACAGAAGAGGAACUUAGAAAGACUAGAAAGGAAAGAGAUGACAUGAGGAAAGAAAAAGAUGAUAUAAUAGCAGAACUACAGUUUAAAAUAGAUCACAUGGAAUCAGCAUAUGAAAGUGUGCUUCAUGUGAGUAUACAGCUGUACAUGUGCAUAUUAUGAUAGGUGGAGUUCCUAAAAAAUAGCCCUUACGUGUGUUUACGUCAAAUGAGCAAAUUUCACCACCAAGCCUUGUUUUGAAAUUGUUAAGUUGUGAAGUUUUGCAUAAAAGAAUCCCUGAGGUAGUAAAUUUGAAAAGAAUACCCACACACAAAGAGUGCAAGCGCAGAAAAUUUUCCUUGCAAAUGAGGCUUGGUGUUGAAAUUUGCUUGUCUGACGUAAUCAUGCAUAAAGGGCAUGAGCCUGGUCUUAAUAGGAUGAGGCCUAGUAUGACAAAAAGAUUCUUUGCACCAGUUGCGGUUAGCCUGCAGUUCCAGGCUCUCAGAUAGUCAGGUCCACAAAAUUGAAGAAGGACAAACACAAAAAUAAAAAGAGAGGAAACUUUGAUCACAUGCUCAUAUUUUCACAUGCCUUUCACUCACAUGUCAUCCCUUCUAUCUGAGAGCCUGCCAAACAAGCUACGUUACAGUUUACUGUAAUAUAAGGUAUUAUUAAUAAUAAUAAGACCCUAAUGCAAUGUACCUCUGUUAUGAACACAUUUUCCCACUUCCUGGGCCCUCUAAAUUCUCUAAUUUAAUGACCCUCUCGUGGCUUUGAAUGCAUGACUUAAAUGGCAAAAGAUGCUUGCUCAGCUUUAGCAGACACUUACCCCUCCUACCCAAAAGAUCGUACUAUCACUAUUGUCAUGGAUCUGACAAUCUAACUGGUGUUUGAGUUCCAAACAUUUGUAGAAGGUGAAACUUUUGUGACUAGUUUUUUUUUCCUCUUAGGAUGCUUUUGACAGAAUGGCACAGAAGGUUGAGGAUGCCAGAACAAGAUGGGAGACAGAGUCAUCUGAGAUUCAAGAGAGAAACAAACAGCUUCUGCUGGAGUUUGGCUUGAAUCCACUAGAAAUCUAG
Messenger RNA from Porites lobata, 2748 nucleotides. NCBI's taxonomy places the organism in Eukaryota, Metazoa, Cnidaria, Anthozoa, Scleractinia, Poritidae. The record is from the annotation of a GenBank genome assembly.